Haplochromis burtoni (Burton's mouthbrooder) is the source of this 5272-nucleotide messenger RNA. RefSeq names its product proton myo-inositol cotransporter. The transcript is spliced from 10 exons. The record is from RefSeq and is a predicted model, not a curated record. Gene Ontology annotation, cellular component: membrane. NCBI's taxonomy places the organism in Eukaryota, Metazoa, Chordata, Actinopteri, Cichliformes, Cichlidae. The coding region runs from base 313 to 2274 and encodes 653 amino acids. Gene Ontology annotation, molecular function: myo-inositol:proton symporter activity. Gene Ontology annotation, biological process: transmembrane transport.
CCGACGCUGGUAGUGACGAUGUGAUCCACUACACUCCUCCUAUCUCACCUUUCCUACCCUACUCUUCUCCAACUCUCCCAUCAGGACCACAGGGAUGUCAUGCGCGGAUAAACAAGGCUGGAGCACAACUUUACUCAGCAGCGGGCUUCUUUUUUUUAUUUGGAAGUGUCUUAGGACAGUCAGCGUGACUUUAAGUCUAAGCUGAGUGUAGUGGGGGGGUAGGCCUGUUAGUUGGGUGGGCGUGUGUGUUUGUUUUGUUGUCAGACGCUUCAAAUACAACUCAGCAGCCCUGUCCUGUGUUGUAGUUCCCAUAUGUCGCGAAGGCAGGCCGACCAUGACUACAACCUCCGGAGUAUGAACAACCUGAUGGGCGAGAGGUGGAAGAAAGUGAACGACGGAGGUGAGCGCAGUCUCAUCAAGGCUCCGUCCAACGCCAGCAUCAGCAGCCAGGGCGCCUCCACUGGAGCUUCCGCCGCCGCUGGUGCCCCAUCAGCCCCCUCCUCCUCGUCCACUGGAGACCUGGAGAGAGCUGCCCGCAAGCAGUUUCAGCAGGAUGUUACACCUGGUUUCGUCUACGUCCUGGCCAUCUUCUCCGCCCUGGGGGGCUUCCUUUUCGGCUAUGACACCGGGGUGAUCUCCGGGGCGAUGCUCCUAUUGAAGCGGGAGCUGGACCUGAGCGCCCUGUGGCAGGAGGUGCUCAUAUCAAGUACUGUGGCCGCAGCCGCCCUCUCCGCCCUGCUGGGCGGCUUUCUCAACGGGGUGUUCGGGCGCAGAGUGUGCAUACUGCUCGCCAGCUUCUUCUUCGCCGUCGGGGGGAUCGUCCUUAGCAGCGCUCCCGGUAAAGAGGUGCUCCUGGCGGGUAGGCUCAUCGUUGGAUUGGGGCUCGGUAUUGCCUCUAUGACAGUUCCCGUGUACAUCGCUGAGGCCUCUCCACCCCACCUAAGGGGUCAGCUAGUCACCGUUAACACCCUCUUCAUCACGGGGGGGCAGUUCACAGCCAGCCUCAUCGACGGAGCCUUCAGCUAUCUGCGCCAUGACGGUUGGAGGUACAUGUUGGGUCUGUCUGUGCUCCCCGCUGUGCUCCAGUUCAUGGGAUUCCUCUUCCUGCCAGAGAGCCCUCGCUGGUUAAUUCAGCGUGGGCUGACCCAGAAGGCCCGCCGCGUGCUCAGUCAGAUUCGAGGCAACCAGAACAUAGACGAGGAGUACGACAGCAUCAAAAACAGCAUCGAGGAAGAAGAGAAGGACAGCGGAGGAGAUGGCCCGGUGAUCUGGCGGAUGCUGACCUACCCCCCAACACGACGAGCCCUGGUGGUGGGCUGUGGUCUUCAGAUGUUCCAGCAGCUUUCAGGAAUCAACACAGUCAUGUACUACAGUGCCACCAUCCUGCAGAUGUCAGGAGUGCGCGAUGACAGGUUGGCAAUCUGGCUGGCUGGACUCACCACCCUCACCAACUUCCUGUUUACUCUGCUGGGAGUGUGGCUGGUGGAGAGAGUGGGGCGUAGGAAGCUCACCCUAGGCAGCAUCAUAGGCACGUGUUUCAGUUUGAGUCUGUUGGCCAUCGGUUUCUUAAUGUCUGCACAGCACAGUCCCCCUGUCACCUACCACCCAUUAGACCCCGCCAUGGCCAACUCUACCUGCUCCAAGUACCAGGUGUGCGAGCCGUGCAUGCUGGAUCCUGGAUGCGGCUUCUGUUACCGUGAGAAUGGCUCGGCGCUGCUCGCCUCCUCCUGCGUGCCAGUCAAUAAGGCCUCCACCGAGCACGCAGCAUGGGGCAGAUGCUCCAACUCUACCCUGAUGAGAGAUCAGACCUACUGGGCCUACAACUACUGCCCCACCUCCUUCUCCUGGUUGGUUUUACUGGGACUGGUGUUCUACUUGGCUGCCUUUGCGCCGGGUAUGGGUCCAAUGCCAUGGACCAUCAACUCUGAGAUCUAUCCUCUUUGGGCAAGGAGCACAGGGAACGCCUGUGCAGCAGGGGUCAACUGGACCUUCAACAUCCUGGUGUCUCUUACCUUCCUCCACCUGGCUCAGUACAUCACCUACUAUGGAGCUUUCUUCCUGUACUCCAGCAUGGCCUUGCUGGGUUUCGUCUUCACAUAUGGCUGCCUGCCAGAAACCAAAUCCCGCCGUCUGGAGGAGAUCGAAGCGUUGUUCGAAAACCACCUUUGCUCUUGCGGCGCCUCUGAUUCGGAUGAGGGACGGCAGGUUGAGUACAUCCGGGUCAAAGGUUCAAACUACCAUCUAUCGGACAAUGACGCAUCAGAUGUAGACUAGAGGAAACUUGGGUUUUGCUUACCUCCCUCUGGGUGUUUCAUUAGCUGUUUCACUGGAACAUGCAGAGCGGCUGAGUCUGUAUUAGUGUUCUUUUUCCUGUGAUCUGCGGGGCCACUGGUUUACCUCCAACAUAGAUUGGGAAUUUAGAAGAUUAUGCUUCUAUCAGUAACAUGUAUCAGUUCACUUUUCAAGCAGUCAGUUGGGGAAAUCCCAAUCAACACUAAUGCUUUAGCAUGAAUGUUUCCCAUUAGUUCAUUCUCUAAAUUCAGGGGUGAACUGGCACCUUAUCUGGUUUCAGACCUGCUUAUUAUUUUCAACCACAGAAGUCUAUAACACUGGCCUUCUACGCAGAUAAUAGGCAAAGCAUAAUACAUAGAAGUCCAGUGUCUUUUUCAUAGAGACUAGUUAUGACUGUUUAACAGAUGCAAAGAUACAAAAUACAAGGGACUGGAAUUUGUCCCUAAUAUUUUGUGCAUUUGUUUUAUAAGCACCAUUUAUGAUUUAUACACGGUUUUAUCCCAGAGCUUUGUGUCAGAAUACAAUGGCAACUCCAUUCAAAAAGUUACAGUAAAUACAACCACAAAACUUUUGUUGACUGGCCAGCAGCUGUUGUCGUCUUUCGUACCAUUAUGCCUUGGUGUAUGAGACACAUUCUGCUGUCUCGUUUUUUCAGCUUGUAGCGUAGCACACUUAAUGUCAGUCCUUGAGCUGAUGUUCUUCUGUUUGCAGUUUGAAUUUUUAUGAAAAGCAAUUGCCAGAGACACACGGUAUAUCAUUACGGUUGAGUAAACUUGUAUUGUCGACGGGUGCCGAAUCAAAACCGUUCUUACAAACUUGGUAGCCCUGAAAGGACUGGAAGUCUUCGUGCUACAGUAUGGUUUGUGUAUUUAUAUAUUUAUUUAAAACAGAUCUUUUUGUGAAUCCACAUUUCGACAAAUUACAAAUUUCUUAACGUUGCUUACUUUUUCAUUUAAAAUGUGCUUCGCAAAACCUACCCUACAAACCACUGUUGCAACUCUUGCAAUGAACUUUUUCUUGUCGUUAUUUCUGGAUAUAGUGUCUGUAAUAUCCAGCAAAGAAACCGGGCUGUUCUGUCUGUAGCAGUAAAAGUAAGCUUUAGCUUGAUGACUGAGAUUUUUAAGUGUUUCGUUCUAUCUGAACAUUGAUAUAUUAGUGCCUGUGUAUUGUGAAGGUGCCUAAUGGCCAUUUUUCAGUCACAUUUCCUGUAGGUCUACAUGGCCUUUUUUUAAUUUUAACAUGUGCAUAUUUGCAUUUCACCUGUGAUGGAAUUUUAUUGACUAAAAUUUCAUGUAUUUUGCUUUGUGUCUUCCUUCACAGCCUUAUGUACAAAUAGCCGAGCAUAUCAUUUAUGUAGUUCUUGUGUCAAAAGUUGAGGAGUAGGCUUUAGCGUAAUUUGGCAAUGUUGUUUUGUAAAAGUGUAAACUGUGUAAGGUUACACCUUGUUAGUUAAAUACACGUAAUUUUCUGUGUAGCAAAACUGUUGGAAAGUAGACAACUGUGUAACAAAAAAUAAAAAAGGGUAAGUAAGGGGUAUAAAGGCUACUGCUGUGCUUAGUGAACAGGUUUCUCAUGGCAGACACCCAAAAUAAACGAUUGUAAAAAUACAGUACAAUGCAACGUUUAAAAUGAUGGAAUUUUCCAUAUGAUUUCUUCUACCUAUACUUUUUACCCCACAUUAAUAGAAAUACCCAGAAACCUCAGUAAAAAAAUGGAUAAUGUGCUAGCAGAAAAUUACCAUUUAAAUUUUUUUUCCCCAACAGUCCAUUAUCUAUAAAUCUAGUCUAUUUAUAGACUAGUACCACUUUUUAAAACAAGAAACAGACCAUCAAAUGCCGUGGGACAAUUACACCUAAGUGAUCCAUUAAAACUCGGUGGUAUUUGCAAGUAUUGUAGUAAUUUUGGUGUUUUCAAGGUGUCAUGUGGAUACCUAUGGGGAAAAAAGGUUUUAAAAAAUUGCUUAGAAACAAAUUCCUUCAAUAAAUGGAAGAACAGUGAUGGCAUACUGUAGCACACAAGCACCCUCAUGUGGAAAACCAGCUGAUUUUUUGAAAAUAAAAAAAGCUUUCAAAUAUCAUAGUUGCCUCUUUAGUUGCAAGUUCUUCGGUGUUAUAAUAGCUGAUCAUUUUUCAAAGCAAACACAAAAAGUAGUAUCAACAUGUACAGACUACAAUAAAAUCAUAUCAAGAAUUGAAGUCAGCACAAAACACGGUCAAAUAUUCAACUUGUGUUUGAAAAUGAUAAGCUAUUCUAUUGUAAACACUUGUGAUUUGUAGUUAUGGGGCUAGAAUAUUCCAGAUAUUGUCUUUUUUAACCCAGAGCGGUAAUAAAGGGAUCCUCGAAGAUAAACUGAUUGUUUAUUUCAAUAAAAACAAAACAUUGUGAAAUAUAGUUCAGAGUAAUAACUUAAACUUCCAAAACUUUGCUUUUCAACUCAUUUAGCGCAGCUUCUCUGGAGUGAAAGGUGUAGAAAACACUAGCAACUAUAAUUCAGUAUAGGAUUGUAUUUGAUCAGUUUCACUUAAUCCAGGAGAGUUUUCUUAAAACUUCACAAGCUAGUUUUGUACUGAAAGUAUUACUACACACAAAAACCACAGAUUUACCUGUCCACGGCACAGACUGAGUAACGAAAACUUGUGUCAACCAAAUAUUUAAUGUGAUUGUUUUAGGCUGCACCUGUGUCAGAGAUAAUGUGGUGUUCAGCCCUUAACCUCCGGUUAACACUGUCCUCUACCACAGCUGAGGGCAUUAAAUGGGUACUUAUCAGUAAAAUGGUUACAUUUUUUUCUAUGUGAACCAAUUAUGUGUGUUUUUGCUAAAGUUUGUGGGGUAUUACAGAAAAGCAAAUUUAAAAAAAAAGUGCUGUAUAUUUGAUUAUUGUUCAAGCUGUAAAUGUUUUGCUAGAGUUUAUAUUAUAUAAAGAUAAAUAUCUUCAUGAAAUAUUGUGUAUAUGGGGAAAGAAAUAAAUGUAUGAAUCAAA